Molecule: messenger RNA, 1725 nt
Organism: Paramecium tetraurelia
Lineage: Eukaryota; Ciliophora; Oligohymenophorea; Peniculida; Parameciidae
Exons: 7
Biological process (GO): peptidyl-serine phosphorylation; protein autophosphorylation; autophagosome organization
Cellular component (GO): autophagosome; cytoplasm
Molecular function (GO): ATP binding; protein serine/threonine kinase activity
Source: RefSeq, a predicted model, not a curated record
AUGCUCUCAAACUAAACCCAGAAAAAGGUAUACAUUUCCAGAAAUUAAUUUACAGGCGAAAGUGGAUAAUGUGUGUGUUAAAUAAUUGCAAAGCCUCCGAUAAUCCCUAAUAUUCUUUAGAAUUUCAAGAAAAUUUAUUCGGUUUAAAGUAGAAAUGUCAUUCAAUACCUUGAAUUCGUAGAGUCAGAAAAUAAUUACUAUAUAUUCAUGGAAUAACUAAAUUAAGGGACUUUAGAUGAUAUUAUGAAUACAUCAAAUAUAAAUGAAGAUAAAGCGAAAUGUUAUUUUAGAGAAAUCUUAAAUGGAUUAAAAUCCUUGCAUGAAAAUAAGAUUACUUUUGUAGAUCUUAGUCCUAAGAACAUUUUUAAAAGCAACGACUCAAUUAAAAUAGGACAGAUCAACAUCUGUUCUGAUUAACUAGCAAAUAUGUAAACUGAAGAGGAUUUCAAAAAAUUUGGAAUUGUCAAAGAAAUAAUUCCACCUGAAAUUCUACAAAAUUAAACAAUUUUUUCUAUGGCCUCUGAUUUAUACACUGCAAGUGUUCUCUACUUUAAAAUGAUAUUCAAGAGAUUCCCAUUUAAUGGUGAAACAAAAACCGAAUUGAUUGAAAAAAUCAAAUAAAAUAACAUAGAUUUCACUUGCCAAGAUCAAGCUGUAAGCAUGGAAACAAUUGAUUUUCUCAAAUUAACUCUUAAGUAUGAACCCAGUCAAAGAUUAAAUUGGUCAUAAGUAUACUCUCAUCCUUUGUUGAAAUUACUCAACAUUGCCAAUGAUUAUAUUGUUUAGUCUACACUAUUAUCGAUUUCCAUCAAUAAAUUAAUUACAAGAUCAGAUCUCGUAACAAAGACCUUUGAUUGUGAAAAGAAUAGAUAGUUUUAUUAAGAGAUAGAAUAAAAUAAUCAAGCUGUCAAUAAUAAUAUAGAAGAACCUGCUCAAAAAAGUGAUAAUGCUUUGAAUGAGGAAUCUGAGUAAUUUUCAAAAUAAUUAUCCAUCGUAAAAGAUCUUUUUAAAUCUCAACGAACAAAUUUAUUAAAGAAAUAAGUAGACUAUUACAUUGAAUAACGAAAUAUGUAUUCGAGUCUAUCAGCAACUCUAAGCUAUGUAAGACUCUUUGAUCAGGAAUUUCAGUCAUUUACCUUAUAAUUUGUAAUCUUAAAGAUUAUUUAUCUCAUUUCACAAUCAUUAAUUUAACAGAUUGAUGAGAUUAAAAAUGCUACCAAAUUUGAACAAUGUUUCAAUCAAAAUUUACAAGAAUAAUAUGAUAAUUUUUAGAAAAAAAUAGAUGAAGAACACAAAAUUAUAGAUUCGUAAUUCUCUUAGAUGUUGAGGUUAUCCCAAACAAAUCUAGAAAGAGCAAGGAUGAAAGGAAAUGUUGAUUAGAAAAUAUCAGAUAUCAUCAAUAAAACUUCAUAAUAUACUUUAUUUGAACUAUUGAGAGAUUAGACAAAACUGUUUAUUGCAAAAGUGCCUACAUUUAAUAUAAUCCAAAACGAUCUCAAAACUUAAUAAGAGAUUAUUAUUUAAGUCUUAUUUAGUCUAGCUUUAAUUGUCUCAUACCUUUUGAAAUUGAGUCCUACAUAAAUUCUUUAAAAAUCUCCCGUCGAUUAUCUAGAGUAUAUUAGAUAAGAACCAAUCGAGACUAUUUUAACAGAAUGUAAAUAAAAAUAGCAAAGUAUUGAUUAAUUAUUUGAAAAAAUAUCAAAAGGCUAAAUCAGACAAUUUUGA